AGGGGCCAAGAAGAAACCAUAUCUGACCACCCAGCAGUUCUGUGAUUUCCUCAACAAACAGCAGCGAGACCCUCGCCUCAACGAGAUCCUCUACCCCAACUGCACGCUGUCCCAGGCGGACACACUUAUACACCGCUACGAGAACAAGUCCGGCAUGGCACAAAAAGGUCACUUGUCACAGGAAGGUUUCUUAAAGUUCCUCAUGAGUGAAGACAACAAUGUGGUUCCACCGGACAAGUUGGAUCUCAGUGAAGACAUGGACCAGCCUCUGGCUCACUACUUCAUCAAUUCCUCACACAACACCUACUUGACUGGCCAUCAGUUCACGGGAAAGUCAUCAGUGGAGAUGUACCACCAGGUUCUUCUCAGUGGCUGCCGAUGUAUCGAGCUCGACUGUUGGGACGGCAAGGACUCAAAUACGGAACCUGUCAUUACCCACGGCUAUACCAUGUGCACUGAGAUCCUGUUCAAGGAUGUGAUAGAAGCUAUUGCACAGAGCGCCUUCAAAACCUCAGAGUACCCUGUAAUCCUGUCCUUUGAGAACCAUUGCAGCGCCAAGCAGCAGGCCAAGAUGGCCAACUACUGCAGAACCAUUUUUGGGGACAUGUUACUUGUCAAUGCUUUGGAUACUAACCCUCUGAAACCAGACAUCCCCUUACCCAGCCCCAACGUGUUGAAGCGGAAGAUCAUCGUGAAAAACAAGAAGAAACAUUUUCACCGAGCUCAGAACAUGUCAAAGCGGCUGAGACAGAAGAACGCAAACACCACUGCAGAGGGCACUGUGAAGCCUCGACUCAGCGAAGUGGAGGAGGAUGUAGAGAUGACCACGCCCACACCCGCCUCACCUACUACACCUGCUACACCUGCCACACCUGCCACACUGCCACACUUAGCACACAGACUGCACACACCUGCCACACCUGCCACACCUGCUACACCUGCCACACCUGCUACACCUGCCACACCUGUCACACCUGCCACACCCGCCACAUCCGCCCCUCCACCAACCACCCCUCCCACUACUGACCCACUGCCACUGCCACUGCCAGAGUCACCCACAGAGAGCGGAGCCUCCCCUCCCCCUGCCAGCCCGCUGGAGCCAGCGGCAUCGCCCACUCCCGAAUCUGAACCAAAGUCUCCAAGCCGAAUUGCUCUGGAGAAAAACCUUUCCAUUUGCAGUGAAAACACGGACACCACAGAAGUGUCCAAAGAUGGUGAUGACGCUUUCGACAGUGAUUCUGACAGCACAGACAGUGAUGAUGAUGAUGAGAACAACACAGAGACAGCUGUGGAGAAGGAGAAGAAAAAGAAGCAGAAGAAAGUCCUCACAGAAGAAGAGAAAAAGAGGAGACAGAGGAUGAAGAGAGAAAAGGGUACUGCGGGAAAAGAAGCCUCUGCUGCCAUGGAGAUGUCGCUUCUGGUCAACUACAUUCAGCCUGUCCAUUUCCAUUCCUUUGACGCCUCUGAAAAGCGCAGACGAAGCUAUGAAAUCACUUCUUUUGUGGAGACACAAGGCACAUCCCUGCUCAAAGAAUUCCCGGUGGAAUUUGUCAACUACAACAAGCGCCAGAUGAGCAGAAUUUAUCCUAGAGGCACGCGCGUCGACUCCAGCAACUUUAUCCCACAGGUCUUCUGGAACGCUGGCUGUCAGCUGGUGGCCUUGAACUUUCAGACACUCGACCUUGCCAUGCAGAUUAACAUGGGACUCUUUGAGUACAACGGCCGUUCGGGGUACAUCAUCAAGCCCGAUUUCAUGCGGCGACCUGAUCGACAUUUUGACCCAUUUGCCGAGUCAACAGUCGAUGGGAUCAUAGCUGGAACUGUGUCCGUCAAGAUCGUUUCGGGCCAGUUUCUAUCCGACAAGAAGGUGGGAACAUAUGUGGAGGUGGACAUGUAUGGCCUGCCCACAGACACAGUGCGCAAGAAGUUCCGCACUAAGACUGUUCCCAACAAUGGGAUCAAUCCAGUUUAUGAUGAGGACCCCUUUGUUUUCAAAAAGGUGGUUUUGCCCAACCUUGCCAUCGUGAGGAUUGCCGUGUAUGAGGAGCAAGGGAAGCUACUGAUUGGCCACCGGGUGCUGCCCGUGGAGGGACUUCGCCCCGGCUAUCGGCACAUCCCGCUCCGCAAUGAAUGCAACCAGCCGCUUCUCAUGCCAACCUUGUUUGUGCACAUCGUGGUGAAGGAUUACGUACCCGAUGACCUUGCAGAGUAUGCUGAUGCACUGUUCAACCCAAUCGCCUAUCAAUCGAAUCUUGAGAAACAUGCUCAGCAACUUGAGAUUCUGACAGAGGAUUUUGAUGCAGUUGAUGCGGAGGAGCGCGACCCGAGCAUGCUGAAGAGCUCGGUCAGCCAGAUCCAGAUGGACCUGAGCGGCGCCAGCCUGGGCGGAGUCUCCACCACCCCGGAGCCCGCCGGCAACAAGCGUCAGAACUCUGUGACCAGCCGCAGCACGGGCGUCAGUGUGAGCCCUCUACCGCACUCGGACAGCGGCAGCGCGCUCUCCUCCAAGCCGUCGUACACGCGGGGCGGCUCCAUGACGCACAUCCCGGUCUCCAAGCAGGAGAGUUCCCAGUCGGCCAACUCGCAGGGCAGUUCCGGUUCCUACUCGUCCAUCCUGACUCCCACCCCUUUGUCGGAGCUGAAAGCAGCGAAAGGAUUCAUUAAGGCCAUUGCCAAAAGAGAUAAGGAGUUGGACAGUAUCAGGCGAAAACAUGAGAAGGCCCGAGAGAUCCUGGAAGAGAACCACCAGCUGUUGCUGCACAAGCUCAUUUCCAACCAGACCAAAACCCGCAUCUCCAUGGAGAAGCAGCAUUCCAAGGUGCUCAAGAAGAUGGCCAAGGAGGGCAAGAGCACAGAGCAGAAGCAGAACCAGCUCAAGGGGGAGCUGCAGGAGCUGCUCACUAUACAAGAUCUCAAGCGCCGAGAGAUGAAGGCAUCUCACAGUGCCGCACUCAUGAAACUGUGCAAGGACCAUUACCAGGCAGAGCUGGAGCUGCAGACCCGCCACCAUACGCAGAGAUAUGAUGUGUUGAACAAGUUGAUGGAGGCCAACCACACAGCGCAUGUACGACGUUUGGAUGAGAUCCACGACCAGGAAGUGGGAGAGUUGAUGAAGCGCAUGGAUGCCCAGAGUCGAGACCACAUGAAGUCUUUGGGGAAGAGACACAAGGAUAAACUGGAGUUGUCUAGAAUAAAACGAGAAGCUGAACAGAAACAUGUACAGACAGCAGUGUUAGAAAGGCAAAAGUUGAAAGAUAUCUUGGAAAAACGCCAGGGUGACCUUGAGGCAAAACUGGAUGAGAUCAAGAAAGAAUUCCAGAAAGAGCGAGAUGAGGUUUUGUGUGGAUUCAAGGAUAGCUAUGAUGAGAAAACACAGAAGCUGGAUGACGACCUGGACAGUGCGCUUGGGGAUGAUGAUCUCAACGAAGAGGAGAACGGAGCAGUCAGCAAGUCUUCGGCUCAUGACUCGGAGCCUCUGAGCAGUCCUGAGAUUCCUCUGAGCCCCAGUGAUAGUGAAGGGAAGUCUCUCUCUAACGGAGAACUGGAGAAAGGGCAGCAUAUGACCACCAUCACUGUGAAGGCACCAAGUAAGGAGAACGGCAAUGCAGUCCAUGAGGAUGAGGAGACAAUUGAGAAGGUGAACAGUGAGGAACGGCUAACUAACAUGUGAAUAAUUUGACCAUUCAGACACCUCAUUGCUCGGGGUGAGGAGAGUUGCUCACCUAUCUAUUGGAAGGGGCAGCGAUGCAUUUAGAGGCCUGGUCUUUUGAUUAACUGACCGACUUAAACUGAAUUUGAUUCAGACCACGAGCUAAUGAGAGUGAAAUGGAGGACUGUUCAUUCUUUUUUGACUGUUGGAAAGUACAGCUCUUCUUCAUCCUAGAGAUUUCAGAUGAAUGACCCAUGACAUUUUGCCUCUUUUGACACCAAAUGAUUGGUCGAUGUGUUUAUGUGUCUGUGUGUAUGUGUUUUUUAUCUGCUCUUCAUGAUAUGCGAGGAAGGGGCGAAUGAGUCAGAGACCACAAGAGAUGCAUCCGUGUCACAGGGGAGAUUCCAGUACAACUGAUCUCAUACUUUUCCUGUCUUUUUCCAAGCGCUGCAAUGACUGUCUGUCUGCACAUCGGAUCUCCUCUUGUUGUACAAGCACAAAUGUUGUGUACAUUUAAUUGGAAUUUAGUGUUGUAUGCACCAGAAAAAGCUAACCAUUACCAUUUCUGUAUAAUGUUCCACAUUUGAUGAAAGGAAAGAGAAAAAAAAAAA
Molecule: messenger RNA, 4260 nt
Organism: Aplysia californica (California sea hare)
Lineage: Eukaryota; Metazoa; Mollusca; Gastropoda; Aplysiida; Aplysiidae
Product: 1-phosphatidylinositol 4,5-bisphosphate phosphodiesterase classes I and II
Biological process (GO): phosphatidylinositol-mediated signaling; lipid catabolic process
Molecular function (GO): phosphatidylinositol-4,5-bisphosphate phospholipase C activity; calcium ion binding
Source: RefSeq, a predicted model, not a curated record